GGCCAGUCAUGAUGUGUUCGUUUUCUAAUCUGAGUUAUGAUGCCAUUAUCUUUCUGGCAACAUGUUGCCAUAAUUUGGCUGGUCCACUAUUUCUGUAUGCCCACUGCCAAAAUUCAAGGGGUCUGUCAAUGGGCAAUUAUUAGGGAUCUGCGUUUUUCUAGCAAUUCUCUUUGGGGGUGUUCAUUGCAACUGUAAGAAGUUGCCGGUCUUCUGCUUUUGGAGCAAUACAAGGUGUAGUGGAGGUUGAUGGAAGUGGCAGCGUGGCACCCUUUUCCUUCUCAUUCUCUACCACUCCAUAAUUUGCCUCAACCACCAACUUUCCAUCCGUUACAUCUUCGUGCUCCUUAGAACUGCGGUCUUCUGGUUAAUUCAGUGAGUGAAUGGGGCCUAGAUUAACUGGCAAGCAAAGCUUUACUGUCCUUUGCUAUAUAUGGGAGUUUCUGCAUUGGAUUCUGUACCUGUAGGCGUCCCCAUGGCAUCAGUUACUUAUAUUGAUGAUAGCCAUGCUGAGGUUAUUGAUCCUCCAAAGAAUGAGGAGAUGUUGGAUGUCACUGAGCUCGUUGGUGAACAUAUCCAGCAUUCACCGAAACCAAAUGUGACAAGUUAUGGUAAUGUGCGUGAGCUACUGGAAUGCCCUGUGUGUUUGAGUGCCAUGUAUCCUCCAAUUCAUCAGUGCUCCAACGGACAUACUCUGUGUUCUGGAUGCAAGCCAAGGGUUCAUAAUCGCUGCCCAACAUGCAGGCAUGAACUGGGUAACAUAAGAUGUCUUGCUCUGGAGAAGGUAGCUGCAUCGCUAGAGCUUCCAUGCAAGUACCAGAACUUCGGUUGCUUGGGCAUAUACCCUUAUUAUUGCAAGCUGAAACAUGAAUCACAAUGCCAAUACAGACCCUAUACUUGUCCGUAUGCUGGAUCUGAAUGCACAGUUGCUGGUGACAUUCCAUAUCUAGUAAAUCACUUGAAAGAUGACCAUAAGGUUGACAUGCACAAUGGAAGCACUUUCAAUCAUCGUUAUGUCAAAUCAAAUCCUCAUGAAGUUGAGAAUGCCACCUGGAUGCUCACGGUUUUCAGCUGCUUUGGCCAGUAUUUCUGUCUGCAUUUCGAGGCAUUCCAGCUGGGCAUGGCACCUGUCUACAUUGCCUUCCUCCGCUUCAUGGGCGACGAUGCUGAAGCUAAGAAUUACAGCUACAGCCUGGAGGUUGGAGGCAGUGGUCGUAAGAUGACAUGGCAAGGCGUCCCUCGAAGCAUCAGAGACAGCCACAGGAAGGUCCGGGACAGCUAUGACGGGCUCAUCAUCCAGCGGAGCAUGGCCCUUUUCUUCUCUGGUGGUGACAGGAAGGAGCUGAAGCUGCGGGUCACUGGGAGGAUCUGGAAGGAGCAAUGAACUGCAACAGGUAAAUGCGUGGAGUUUCUCUCCUUGAUGCCAAUGAAGCAUGGAUCCAUGAUGAAUUAAUCAGACUAAGAACUUAGGAGUUGGUAAUCUUGUAGACUGUACUAGUAGCUGAUGUAGAACCAAAGGCAAGUCUCUCUUUGCUCUGAACCUCUCUUAGAGUCUAGAGUUGACCAUGGCUGCGCGGUGGGGGAAUCUGAUGGCGACUCGUGAAAUGUAAAUGAUCUAGCUUGGUUUUUCUCUGUAUGAGACUCUUCUAUGUCAGACCACCAUUGUUUCUGGAUUCCGGGGAUGAACGAGAACAGCAGCCAAGUUUUUCAUGCUGA
Molecule: messenger RNA, 1713 nt
Organism: Panicum virgatum (switchgrass)
Lineage: Eukaryota; Viridiplantae; Streptophyta; Magnoliopsida; Poales; Poaceae
Product: E3 ubiquitin-protein ligase DIS1-like
Exons: 4
Coding region: 431-1381 (316 amino acids)
Biological process (GO): ubiquitin-dependent protein catabolic process; multicellular organism development
Cellular component (GO): cytoplasm
Molecular function (GO): protein binding; zinc ion binding; ubiquitin protein ligase activity
Source: RefSeq, a predicted model, not a curated record